Peronospora farinosa is the source of this 528-nucleotide messenger RNA. Lineage: Eukaryota; Oomycota; Peronosporomycetes; Peronosporales; Peronosporaceae. The record is from the annotation of a GenBank genome assembly.
AUGCGCUCCCAUGCUCGGUCAAGAUCUCGGUCUCGAUCAAAGGAGAAAUCUUCUAGCCGUGCCGAACAUCGGUCGAGAGGUCGAGAGCGUCAUGGUGAAACACGCUCUCCUCGUCGCAGCAGCCACAGACAAAAGCACGAGCGCCAUGUCUCCGCGUCUCGGAGCAGGAGCAGAUCGUCCGAUGUGGGCUCAAGUGACAGCAGCAGAAAGGAGAGGAAGAGAUCGCACCAGUCGAAGAAGAGGAAGAAACACCGGAGCUUCGAUGAUAAGAAGCGCAAGCAUAAGUUGUCCGAGUCUAAGAAGAAAAGUCAGAAAAAGAAUGACCGGAAGCAAAGCCACAAGAAGAGUCGCCGUAGACAUGGACACGACGACGAUUCGUCUUCGUCUUCUUCGUCCGACUCAGACACCAUUCGAAGUGCGAUCUCAGGAAAGAAAAUCAAGCGCAAGCUGGAUCGAUCGGCAGCAGACGUACAAGGUCAAAAGAGUCGCCAGCAGCUGCUGCAAUUCUAUAACGGUAUGUUCGAUUAG